Mytilus trossulus (common blue mussel) is the source of this 4206-nucleotide messenger RNA. RefSeq lists its product as uncharacterized. The transcript has 15 exons. Bases 92 to 3319 code for a protein of 1075 amino acids. The record is from RefSeq and is a predicted model, not a curated record. Gene Ontology annotation, biological process: protein phosphorylation. Gene Ontology annotation, molecular function: protein kinase activity; ATP binding. Lineage: Eukaryota; Metazoa; Mollusca; Bivalvia; Mytilida; Mytilidae.
CGAAGUGCGUACUUUACUCAAAGACGUUAAACUAGAAGAUCUCUAUAGUUUAUUUGAAAAAGAAGAAAUAACACUGCAAGAAUUAUUAGAAAUGGGACAUGAAGAACUUAUCAGUAUUGGAAUAAAGCAGUUCGGCCGCAGGCAGAGAAUAAUUACUGCUGCUAGGAAAAGGGAAGAUUCACUAUUUGAGGAUAAAGGUGUAGUAGUAUAUGAAUCGAUAGAUGAUAUUCAGCAUCUGAGACGUGAUAAGUCAAGGGAUCGGCCACCAGUACCUCCACGUUAUUCUACAAUGGAACUAAAUAGCCAGCAAGGCAGUGAAAAGAUGAAAGAACGCUCAAAAUCUAAGACAUUGCAACAUUCUGGAUCUGGUUAUGUACGGAUUCGAUCAACAAGUCAUCAGGAUCUUGCAACAGACUCUCAGAUGGCUGAGUUCGGUCUUUCAAAAACUUACUUCCCAAAAGAUGCUCGCAUGGCUCAGUCAGCUUUGAACUUGUCAAAAACGAUGCCUGCUAAACACAUGAAGAAAUACCGACGCAAAACAGCAAAGGAUUCUGUGGACAUACUACUUAGUAAAAUUGCAGAUUUCAAGCACAAGGCAAAGAAUUCUCUGCUGCAGUCUUAUAUUGAUAUACAAAGACUGAUACAAAACAAGCCUUUAUCUGCUGACGUAAAAGAUGAACUUAGCGCAGAAUUUGGAGAUAUAGAAAAGGUUAUUUCAGAAUCUCUCAAGGAUCUUGAGGAUGACUUUUGUCCAAUAGUUAUAACAGGUGAAACAAGCGCAGGCAAAAGUAGUUUUGUGAAUUUGUUACUAGGCGUGGAAUUGCUACCUACACACUCAUUGACUUGCACUUCCACAAUUUGCAGAAUUUAUAAUAAAGAAGAAAAAUCGAUCGUUUUGAUAAGUGGAAAAGACUACAUAAAAGAAUUAGUAUUACAGGGAGAUACUGAUACAGCUGAAGUCCAGGAUCUUUUACGAAAACACGGUAGUAAACCUGUCUCAUCACCAACAGAAAAAGAAAACAUACCAGACGAGGGGAGUGAUGAGUUAAAGUACAUAGAUAUUAAUUGGCCGAUCCCUGCUUUACAGGAACACAUGUUGAUUGUUGAUACUCCUGGUAUCGGGCCUGAUUGUCCAGAACUGACAGAAAGAUUGUACCAAUACCUACCAAAGGCUUUGGCGUUCAUCUAUGUUAUAAAUACUCCAAAUGCUGGCGGGAUACAAAGUGACAGAAUUCUUCAAAUACGAGAUGUGUUGAUGAAACAAAAUCAAGAGGAGCAUAUGUCGGUGUUUGAUCCAGAAAGAGCAAUAUUUAUAUGCAAUAAAUGGGAUCAAAUCCAUGAAGAACCAGACAAGGUUUUUCAGAUGGUUCAAGAUACUUUGGAUGAGUGUUGGAUUGGUUUUGAUCCAGACAAGCUGUACAGACUGAGUGCACGCCAGGAGAUGCAGAACUCUCUCGAUGGUAAACCGGUUUCACAGGACUUUAUUGAUAUCCUAAAAGGUAUUGAAAGCAUGAUCCCCGCAACAACCAGAGAGAAGUACCACAGACAUUUGCACUGGCAGAGAAAACUUAUAGAAAGAUUAUUGAUGAAACUGUCUACAAGAAUCCGAAAUUCACAUAAAUCAAAACAAGACAAAAAAGAAAUGAGAGAAAAAAUUAAAAAAAGAAUUCUGUUUGUAGAGGAAAAUCUUUCAUUGAAAAAACAAGCUGUGCAGAGUAAAGCAAAAACUCAUUGCAAGGAAAUAGCAAAAAACGUCUUUGUACAUUUUCAAAGCAAGGAUACAUUCGAUAGGAUGUUUAAAUGGACCGAGGAUGAUCUGCCUAGUCAUGGUCAUAUCCAAGAAAUUAAAAGAGUCAUUGACAAAUUAGCUUUCGACUAUAUAACUCAGGAGUUACGCAAAAAACUUCAAGAAACAGAAGUUUCAAAACUUCGGGAAAUAAUUGAACAAUUGUUUAAGAGUGAAUGCUUUUUAAUAGAUAGAGAAUGUGAAAAAAUUGACGGAAUUUUCCUAGGAGAAGAAGAAACUUUAAUAUCAAGAAAAAUAAAUGCAGCAGACAAGAGCACGAUUUUUGAGUUGUCAGACAUUGGUCUAACAGGCACAAAGGGGAAGAUUAUGUUGGCAGUAAGUUCGCCUAUAAUAUUAGCCGUUGGGAUUAUAUUGCUGCCAGUCGGUCUCACAUAUGCUAUUUCAGAUAAACUAAACAAUGAAAUGAAACUUUCUAAAUACAAUACAAAUAGAAUCGCUUUUGCAAACAAGAGAGCUUCAAAAUUGUUAACCAAACUGAAUGUACAAGUUCUUACUACGACAAUAGAAGAAUCGUUGUUAAAAACAUUUAAUUGUCGCAUUCAAGAGUUUUUUGACAAAGAAAUUCCAAGUCGAAUAAAAGCAGGUGGCAAACUCAUGGAAAAUAUUUCAAAAGAUUUAAGACAACCAAGGGAAAUACGAAAACACAGUUAUAGUAUGCAAAAAGAUGUGAUGCCUGUAUAUGGAAGAAUAAUUGUUGCUUCAAUGGAUGUCUUUGGUGAAAACAUUAUUGAAGCUGAUCACAUUGCUGGUUCUGAUGUUAUUGCCACUAUACAGUUUAACAAUGAAAAUAUUACAGUGGCAGUUAAAUCAAUGCAAUAUAAGGAAAACCAUAACGACAAAUAUACAGCUACGGCAGAAGUGUAUAGUAUGAGAUAUCUCCAUCACCAGAAUGUUGUCAAGUUCUAUGGCAUUUGUCCAGUCAUUGACCACGGAAUGAAAGGCAUCAAGGUUUUCACAGAAUAUUGUGAGGAUAAUUUAGACAGCAAGGUUUUUGAUGAGCACAUACUUUGGCAAGAAAGCCUUCCUUACAUUAAAGACGGACUUGAAGGACUGAUUUAUCUCCAUCAAUCUGGAAUCGUUCAUAGAAACAUUCGACUUGCUGCAAUAUUAAUAAAAGAUGGAGAAGCAAAACUGUCUGAUGGUGGCAUUACAAUGAGAAAGAUUUUAAAGGGUAAUAUAAGUGGUGGUGUGCCAAUUGUUAGAGCUCCAGAAGUCUUAUUAUUCGAUUACUGCGGUCAUGAGUCGGACAUGUUCCAAGUAGGUAUAGUUCUAUGGGAAGCUUUUUAUACCAAGCGAGCUUUUUUCGAUGAAAGUGCAAAGACAACCUAUGAAGAACUGAACAAGCGCAUUGCUAACGGGGAAAAACCUCCACUGGAGGAACCUUAUCCACAAACAACUAUCCGCCACAAAAUUGAAGACUGUUGGGAAAAGGGUCUAGAUCAAAGGCCUUCUGCAAAAGAUGUGAGAGAUGUAAUCACUGCACUCCUAGAAAGUAGUCCUAUAGCAAAUUGAUAAAAACGUCCUUAAGAUGUUUGUUUGUUUGGUUUUAUACAAUCGUUCCGAAAGAUUGGAAUGUUGGUUAACGCCAAUGCAUCUAUCCAUCCUUUAAUGAUAUUUUCGUGGCCUUUUUCAAAGCACUACAAGUCAACCUUCUUGAACGUUUGCAGCAAGUUUUGUGUGUCAGUGCGAUACUGUUGGCGUUUGGUCUUUUCGUUCGUAUCUAUAAUACUUAUGUAUAAUUACAGAUAAAUAAAUCAAUUGUUGCAUUAUUUGAACUACACAAAUGUAUGAACUUAAGAGUUUCCUACAAUGUGAAAUAUGCCUUACAACUACUUUUUUUUUUACAAAAUAACUGAUGCAACGUAUCAUUAUUUAGCAAUAGCUCAUAUCUCGACUUGGUUGUGUUUUUCUAAAACACUAGAUUGUUUGUCAUAAAAGUGCACCUGGUCAACCUGGAAGGCAAUUUUAUUAUUUUUUUCAUUCCACAUCUAUUAUUUGAGUUAUAGAGUAAAUGGAAUAGUUCAAUAGAAUAUGAUGUGGACAUUUAUAUAGUUUGCCAGAAUAUUUAUUCAACCACGGUUGACGCAUUUGCUAACGCAGAUAUUAUUUUCAAACCAUGUGUCAAAAUCAAUAAAUUGCUAUUAAUAUCCUAUAAUUUAGUUUCUUGUGUUGAUAAGGAGUUGUUUUCCAUUGAUGAUCAUGAGGAUAAAUCGUUUUAUUAUUAUUAUUUUGGUAUUACUAUUUAUAUUAUUAGUUUUAUUAGUUUUAUUGUUCGACAUGAACUAGCCAAUCGCAGUUCGCAUAAGGUAUUGUUAUGCUUACAUUUCGAGAUAUGCAAAAUGCAAUCAUGGAGCUGAGUUUUUGUCAAACAAGUGUCAUUCAGAUUUAUUUAUACUCAU